Molecule: messenger RNA, 324 nt
Organism: Phragmites australis (common reed)
Lineage: Eukaryota; Viridiplantae; Streptophyta; Magnoliopsida; Poales; Poaceae
Product: non-symbiotic hemoglobin 1-like
Exons: 3
Coding region: 1-324 (107 amino acids)
Molecular function (GO): heme binding; oxygen binding
Source: RefSeq, a predicted model, not a curated record
AUGAGAACCACCCGAUGCGCCCUGGAGAACCACCCGAAGCUCAAGGCCCACGCCAUGACCGUCUUCGUCAUGGCGUGCGAGUCUGCGACUGCGACACAGCUGAGAAACACCGGCGAUGUGAAGGUGAGGGAGGCCACCCUGAAACGGCUGGGCGCGACUCACGUCAAGGCCGGCGUCGCCAACGCGCAUUUCGAGGUUGUGAAGACGGCGCUGCUGGACAUCAUCAAGGGCGCCGUUCCGGAGAUGAAGGCCGCGUGGGAGGAGGCCUACGAUCAGCUGGACGCGCCCAUCAAGGCGGAGAUGAAAAACGCCGCUUCAGCUUGA